Molecule: messenger RNA, 1304 nt
Organism: Impatiens glandulifera
Lineage: Eukaryota; Viridiplantae; Streptophyta; Magnoliopsida; Ericales; Balsaminaceae
Product: protein THYLAKOID FORMATION1, chloroplastic-like
Exons: 5
Coding region: 173-1075 (300 amino acids)
Biological process (GO): thylakoid membrane organization; protein import into chloroplast thylakoid membrane; photosynthesis
Cellular component (GO): chloroplast thylakoid
Source: RefSeq, a predicted model, not a curated record
AUAAGCUAGCUUCAUUCCAAACCUCAUGCCUCCUUUACCCAGAAGAGAAAAAAUGCUCUUUUACUUUCUUCUUCUUCCGUAGUCUCCUCUGCUUCAGAAUCCACUUCCGAUGUUGAGAUUUCUCUCGCCAAAAUAUUCCUUUACCUUCUUCUAGCAUCCCGUAGCUCCCAAAAUGGCGGCUGUCGGCUCCCUCUCGCUUCCUUCAAUUGGACAAUCUUCCAACGGGAGGAGGGUCUCUGUUCCAUCACCGAUUCCUUCAUUUUCUACCAAUCAUCUCGCCUUUCGGAUUCGCACCAACUUUUCCAAUCAUACCUUUGGAAUUCGAACCUCAAACUCGACUACCCACUUUGCGAUUCAUUGCAUGGCUUCUGCAUCAGAUGUGCCCACUGUUUCUGAAACGAAGUUGAAUUUCUUGAAAGCCUAUAAACGACCGAUCCCAAGCAUAUAUAACACAGUACUGCAGGAGCUAAUAGUUUUGCAGCACCUGAUGAGAUAUAAGAGAACAUACAGUUAUGAUGCUGUCUUUGCCCUUGGAUUUGUGACUGUUUAUGACCAACUUAUGGAAGGCUAUCCAAGAGAUGAGGACCGGGUGGAAAUUUUUGAAGCAUAUAUCAAGGCUCUAAAUGAGGACCCUGAUCAAUAUAGAAAUGAUGCAAAAAAGCUGGAGGAAUGGGCUCGUGCUCAAAAUGCAAGUUCGUUGAUUGACUUUACUUCGAGAGAAGGAGAAGUUGAAGGCAUACUAAAAGACAUUGCAGAGAGAGCAGGGGGUAAAGGGAGCUUUAGCUAUAGUCGUUUCAUUGCUGUUGGGUUGUUUCGCCUCCUCGAGCUGGCAAAUGCAAGUGAACCAACCAUUCUAGAGAAACUAUGUGCGGCAUUAAACAUAGACAAGAAAAGUGUGGAUCGUGAUCUUGACGUGUACCGCAAUCUAUUAUCUAAGCUGGUUCAAGCAAAAGAGCUUCUCAAGGAAUAUGUAGACAGGGAGAAGAAGAAAAUGGAAGAGAGGGCGGCAGAAUCACAAAAGGCCAACGAGGCAAUUACAAAAUGCGUUGGGGAAUACCAACAAGUGGAAAGGUAAAAACCGAGGGUACCCUCCAACAAUUGUUUUUUUGUUGUUGUCUACUUGUUCUAUUGUGAUUGAGUUUAUGAUCUUCGAAUAAUCGAAACUCACCUUUUACCAUCUUCAGCCUGGUGUUAGUAUUUUAUGCCAUUCCCAUGCUUCCUAAACAUUCUAUGCUGUAUUCUGGUGUAUAAUAUAUAAACCAACAAUUUCCUUGAAAUGAAAUGCAGGAAACUUGAUAAUAUUA